GAAACAGGUAGAUCUUUAAUUUCAAGGCCAUCCAGGGUUACAUAAGGUCCAGUGCCUUUCCAGGCACUGAACACAAAAGACACACAUAAAUAAAAAUAAAAUAUUUCUUUUUUUUUUUUAAGAAAAAAGCUUCAAAACUAAAAAAACUGAAGAGAACAUUCAGUUGGAAUAAGCCCGAGGGCCCCAGUUCAAUUCCCAACACACGCACAAAAGGAGGUGAAGAAGAGAGACAGUAAAAUGGCUUCGCCGAUGAAAGCACCUUCCGCCCAAACCUGACUCGGGUGACACUGCAAUACUAGCUCUCGUACAGUGAGGGAGGAGGCAGAGAGAGGAGACUCAUGCAAAAGCUCUCAAGUCAUCCAGCUGGAGGCACACAGCGUGGCAGGAACAGAGGAGAGCCCGACCAAGUCGGAUGUGAGGACUUCCAAAUGUCGUCCUCGGAACUCCACGCAUGCGCACUUUUUUCUUUUUAAGUUGAGAAUCAACUGCUAACAGGGCUGAAUGGCCCUCUACACACACGUGUGCACUCACACGCGCACGCGUACAAAAGCAAAAAGUCUUUGUUGAACGAGGUUGGGGCUCUCGGGGGUCUGCAGUAUUGCAGGGGGAGGCAGGCUGAACUUGGCCAACUUCUUCAGACUGCCCCUCUUGGCUGUCAUCCUGGCAGGCACCUGAGAGGAAGCUAACCUUUGACCUCCCUCCUCUAGGCCCAGCCUCUCUGGUUCUAGGAUGUCAGCAGGUACACCCUGGGUGGAGUUUCUAUCCAGGGCUGUAGACUCAGGAAGCUUCCUUGGUUCUGAAUGAAGAGCCAAGCUGGAAGGUACCCUGAGCCACCAGUCUGCAGAGCCACCCUGCCGUCCAUUCGAAGGUCAUUUCCCUGUUACCACAGCCAGAAGAGGUGCGUACAGCAGACCCAGAACUCUGGAAAAGUAAGACCCUGACUUUCCGUAUGGAAUGAACUCACCAGGCAGCGGCAGCCCUGAGGUGGGAGCUGGCUUGCUGCUCUCAGCAUAAAGGACUGCUGGAGACCCUGGAGAGAGGCCACCUUGAUCUCCCCCGAGACUGGAGAGUCUCGCCGGAAUCCUUACCUGCGAACUCUCAGCUAAGUUAAAUCCAGCAGCCAUGGCCAGCGCCCAGGUUCCUUUCUCCUUUCCUCUGGCCCACUUCCUCAUCUUUGUCUUCGUGACUUCCACCAUCAUCCACCUCCAGCAGCGAAUAGUGAAGCUCCAACCCCUGUCAGAGAAGGAAUUACCGAUGACGACUCAAAUGUCCUCGGGAAACACAGAAAGCCCAGAGAUGCGACGGGACAGCGAGCAGCAUGGGAAUGGAGAGCUGCGGGGCAUGUUCACGAUCAAUUCCAUUGGCCGGCUGGGGAACCAGAUGGGCGAAUACGCCACACUCUUUGCACUGGCCAGGAUGAACGGACGGCUUGCGUUCAUCCCCGCAUCCAUGCACAACGCUCUAGCGCCCAUCUUCAGGAUCAGCCUCCCGGUGUUACACAGCGACACGGCCAAAAAGAUCCCAUGGCAGAAUUACCAUCUCAACGACUGGAUGGAGGAGCGUUACCGCCACAUUCCGGGACACUUUGUGCGCUUCACGGGAUACCCGUGCUCCUGGACCUUCUACCACCACCUGCGCCCAGAGAUCCUGAAGGAGUUCACCCUGCAUGACCACGUGCGGGAGGAGGCCCAGGCCUUCCUGCGUGGUCUGCGGGUGAAUGGGAGCCAGCCGAGUACUUUUGUGGGUGUCCAUGUGCGCCGAGGGGACUAUGUGCAUGUCAUGCCUAAUGUGUGGAAGGGCGUGGUGGCUGACCGGGGUUACCUGGAAAAGGCCCUGGAUAUGUUCCGGGCACGCUAUUCAUCUCCAGUCUUCGUGGUUACAAGCAACGGUAUGGCCUGGUGCCGGGAGAACAUUAAUGCUUCCCGAGGAGACGUGGUGUUCGCGGGCAAUGGUAUUGAGGGGUCGCCAGCCAAGGACUUCGCGCUGCUCACCCAGUGCAACCACACCAUCAUGACUAUUGGGACCUUUGGGAUUUGGGCUGCCUACCUGGCAGGUGGUGAUACCAUCUACUUAGCCAACUACACCCUUCCGGAUUCUCCGUUCCUCAAAGUCUUUAAGCCAGAGGCAGCCUUCCUACCCGAAUGGGUGGGCAUCCCUGCCGAUCUGUCCCCACUCCUUAAGCACUAACACCAGCCUGUCCUCGGUCCCACUUCCACCUCAAGGCAAAAGGAGUCACUUGUUACGUCGCAGGAAGAGCCUUCUGAUGGGAAGAAGUGUGCCUUGGGCUGCCAACGAGAAGUACUAACAUGUUCAGAAAGCAUAUUUACAUGUUAGAUGCGGCCAGCUCAGCUCCAACAUUUGUUAACAGCUCAGACAUCAUCAGUGGCCCCUGUUCCUGAAGACUCCUAGCAGUGCCAUCACCGUUUUUCAGCACAGCUGACCCAUGGCGCCAGACGGGCUGCUACCCGCAGACAGCCACUUCCAGAGGCAGCAAGAAAAGGCACGCUAUGGUCUUUUCUUUAGGUUCCUUUUGAAGGGUGAGACAAACUUGAGUCUGCCUACUUUUUUUUUUUUUUCCACGGUGGGGCAGCAUGUGACAGGCAAGAGUCAGAUAGGGAGCCUGAGCAAGGAGAGGAGGCCAGCUUGUCUUUUUAUAGCAACUGCCUUCCCCCGACUGACUGGAGUCUGCUAAGAACCUUUGAAGGUGGUGACCUAGGAACUUCUCAUAGUCUCUUAAGAUUCUUUCUCUUUUUAAAUUAUGGGUGUAUGUGUGGACGUGUGGAGUACCUUCAGAGGCCAGAGCUGGGUGUCGGAUCCCUGGAAGUGGAGUCAUAGGCAGCUGGCACUGCGAGAGGCAGGUCUCACCAGCAGCACACAGAGGACCAAAGGCAAGUCCAGUGAAAGCCACCCCUCUACAAGCAUCCAGCUAGCUCCUCUGUCCCCUUGACAAGAGUUGUGUCACUGUGUGCCUACAUGGCUCGUUAUGAGUCAAGGGGAGGAAGAAUGCUGGGAUUGGUUUACCCUGGGAUCCAAAGUAGGAGUUAUUCACUGCACAAAGGCACUUGAUCAAAAGGGAUGUGGGAGCUACCAUGAGCCCACAGUCCCCUCACCCAGUUGCUUGCCCUUGGGACUGGGUCCGCCAAGGACUCCUUCUUUACCUACUCUGUCCAUCUGAGAAGACCUGUGUGGGCGGAAUUCAGAUGCACCGGUUGCAUGUCUGCCUCUGCAGCCCUGGUAGGACACCUCCAAUCCUAGGGAACCCCUCCAGAUGUUUCAGAGUUAUCUUACCAUCUUGUUACACUUCAAGUGUGAGCACACACGAUGCAUCCCUCUCACAAUUAAAAAAUACAACCUAUGCAGCUACCAUUAUGAAAACAGCCAGGGUGAUCUGGGGGGAAGAGGCCUCGGAAAGGUGUUCUUUUUGGACAGCAGAAACCCAAGGUGUCUCUCCAGAACCCCUGCUAAGUUGGUAGUGCUGAUCCUGUGCAUAAGAAGUAGCCUGGAGUGGCCAUGGUAGCACCUGACUUUCACCUUUGUACUGUGAAGGCUAAGGCAGGAGGCCCUACAUCCUCAGGCCCUCUCUCAACAAAGAAAAUUCUCAAACUGGGUAUAGCAAUGCACACCUGUGAUCCUAGCAUCAGGAUCAGGAGUUGGAAGUCAUCCCCAGCCACACAGGGAAUGCAGAUCAGUCUGAGCUGCAUGAGACCCCCAUCUCAGAAGUAGAAAGAAAAUUGCAAAAAUCUAGGCUCAACAGUGGUGGCAUACACUUAAGGAGACAGAGGCCAAUAGAUCUCUGAGUUUGAGGCUAGCCUGGGCUACACAGAAAUCUUAUUUUUAAAAAAUAUAUAUUUUUUCAAAAAUCCAAAACAAAUAAAAAUGUGCCUUUCCAUCACAA
Rattus norvegicus (Norway rat) is the source of this 3895-nucleotide messenger RNA. The record is from RefSeq and is a predicted model, not a curated record. Lineage: Eukaryota; Metazoa; Chordata; Mammalia; Rodentia; Muridae.